Molecule: messenger RNA, 2136 nt
Organism: Gilbertella persicaria
Lineage: Eukaryota; Fungi; Mucoromycota; Mucoromycetes; Mucorales; Choanephoraceae
Product: Endonuclease/exonuclease/phosphatase
Exons: 7
Coding region: 26-2107 (693 amino acids)
Biological process (GO): nuclear-transcribed mRNA poly(A) tail shortening
Cellular component (GO): CCR4-NOT complex; nucleus; cytoplasm
Molecular function (GO): protein binding; poly(A)-specific ribonuclease activity
Source: RefSeq, a predicted model, not a curated record
ACUUUCUUCUUUCUGUUGUAACAAUAUGUCGUUUGAUAAAGAUAAAGAAAAUGGUGCAAUAAAUAGUACUAGUUUAUAUAAUCAUGCUUUGCAUCCCAUGUACAGUUCUAAUAAUUCGCCUUAUAAUACGUCACCAGCAUCUUCUCCAUCUGUAGGCAAUUACAUUAUGCCAUUGUAUAAUAAUACUACUACUACUGCUUCAGCUAAUAACGGAUCAUUUGGAAGUCGUUAUUCUCUUAAUUUACAACAGCAACAACAACAACAACAACAACAACAACAACAACAACAACAGCAGCAGCAACAGCAACAGCAACAGCAACAGCAGAAUCCAAACUUGAUGGGUACACACACACCUACUGACGUGUCGGUUUCUCCUAACGCUACACCCCAUUUAGCUCGUCAACUCACGUACGCUCAAAUUUCUCGACAGUCCUCCUCUCCUCACCACCACGCGCGUGCAGCAGCAGCCAUGGCACGCAAUACACCUGUUGCCUCCACUGUGACUAUCACAGACCCCAAUGAUCCCAAUAAGUCAUUCAAUAACCAAAGUCGCGGUGGCUAUCGAAAAAAGGAGGAAUCAGAACAUGUAUGGACUUCUCUUGAUAUGGGUGGUAUGGGACUCAAGAACAUUGCACCUACUAUCUGUAGCUACCAUUUCUUGACGGCACUCUAUAUCAACCAUAACAAUCUGACCUACUUGAUGCCUUCUUUGUCUCAACUCACCAACCUUAAAAUUCUCGAUGUCUCUGGUAACAAACUCAGUAUGUUGCCUCCUGAACUAGGUCUCCUUUGUAACCUAAGAGAAUUGCUUUUGUUUGAUAAUCAUUUGGUCUCUUUGCCUACAGAGCUUGGUAACUUGUACCAGUUGGAGACACUCGGAUUAGAAGGAAAUCCACUUCAGGCAGAUCUCAAGAAUAUCUUGAUCAAAGAUGGUACACAGGCAUUGAUCAUGUCUCUUCGCGAAAAUGCACCAGUGGGUAUGCCACCUCCUCACCGAGAAUGGUUAUUGGUAGAAGGCGAUACUAUGGAAGAUCCAGACAAGUUCACUGUGUUGUGCUACAACACACUUUGUCAGAAAUAUGCAACACCUCAAGCGUAUGGUUACACGCCAUCAUGGGCAUUAAACUGGGAUUAUCGAAAAGAAUUACUUGUAGCAGAAGUUUUGGGUUAUAAUGCAGAUAUCAUCUGUCUUCAGGAAAUGGAAAUGGGUUCUUAUGAGGAUUACUUUAAAGAUCAUUUCAAAAAGAUGGGUGAUUAUGAAAGUGUCUUUAUUGCAAAGACUCGCGCAAAGACCAUGUCAGAAAAAGAACGCCGUGUUGUUGAUGGUUGUGCUACUUUUUAUAAAUCGACUAGGUUCCAAUUGAUAGAUCAUGAAUUGGUUGAAUACAAUCAAAAAGCACUACAACGACCUGAUUUUAAGCAAACAGUUGAUAUUUAUAACCGUGUGAUGAACAAGGACAAUGUAGCUACAUUGACUGUCUUUCAAGACAAGAACACACUUCAACGUAUCCUUGUGGCCAACACACACAUUCAUUGGGAUCCUUCUGAUGCUGAUGUCAAACUAGUCCAGGUCGGUGUCUUGAUGGACGAAAUGCAAAAACUCGGUUCCAAACAUUUAUCUCCCGUCAAAGGCACUGGACCUACCUAUGCCUCUGUUGCCCAGUUACCCACCUUAAUCUGUGGUGAUUUCAACUCGGUUCCUGAAUCAGGCGUAUAUGAGUUCUUUAGUAAAGGCAAUAUCCAACAGGAUCAUGAUGAUUUUGGUGAUCAUUCGUAUGGCACAUAUACCACUGAAGGAUUAUCACAUCCUCUUUCACUCAAGAGUUCAUACAGCCAUAUAGGUGAAUUGCCCUUUACAAACUAUACGCCUGGAUUUAAAGGUGUUUUAGAUUAUGCUUGGUAUACAAUGAACACAUUAGAUAUCAUUUCUCUUUUAGGCCCUAUUGAUAGUGAUUAUCUAUCCAAAGUGGUUGGGUUUCCUAAUGCACACUUUCCCUCAGAUCAUAUUGCUAUCAUGGCAGAAAUGAAAUACAAGGCUCAAAACAAUCGAAAGGAGCCAGUCAAGGCUGAUUUCAAUUCUACAAAAAAUAACAAUAGAACAAAAUAAAACUGAUAUUUAAACGGAGAACAUAUGCC